Molecule: messenger RNA, 687 nt
Organism: Notothenia coriiceps (black rockcod)
Lineage: Eukaryota; Metazoa; Chordata; Actinopteri; Perciformes; Nototheniidae
Product: piggyBac transposable element-derived protein 3-like
Exons: 1
Source: RefSeq, a predicted model, not a curated record
GACACCUGCCAGCGCUGGGACAAGAGGUUGAAACAAUAUGUCACUGUUUCGCGACCAAGCAUUGUCCGUGAGUACAAUACCAAGAUGGGUGGAGUUGACUUGAUCGAUAGAAUGAUCAGUUACUAUCGCAUGAGCACCCGUACUAAGAAGUGGACAAUGCGGAUGGUCAUGCACUUCACGGAUCUGGCUUUAGCCAACAGCUGGCUACUCUACCUUAAAGACCAUGCAAUAUGUGCUGGACCAAAGACAAAACCCAUCCAGUUCCUUGAGUUCCGUAUGGAAGUGGCAAAGAUCCUCUUGGCCCAGCAUCACGGUGCAGAUGCUGACCUAUCGGAACAAUCAGAGGAAGAAGAUGCACAACAAGGGGUAAAACGUCAUGUGACAGAGGUGCCCCAUUUCUCGGUCCGCAGGAGGGCUAAUGCCCACCUCCCAGAGAUGAUGGGCCUGAAGAAUGCCAUGCGCUGCAGACAACCAGGCUGCACUGGAAGAACCCGAGUGCGCUGUGUGACCUGCAAAGUGUUCUUGUGCAUGCAAACCGAACGCAAUUGUUACUUAGCCUUUCACACAUAGGUGAUGGCAGUGUGAUGGCAGAGAUUCUGUGAAGGUCAUCAGGUGACCCCUGGGCCUCCGUAAGCAGGCCGGGUCCUUCUGUCCUCAAUGUUCCCACCCUUUCACAUAUCCUAUUUU